AUGUCGACCUGCUGCCCUACGGAUGUGUGCGGGGAGCACAACUCGGCUUUCGAGUCGGAAGAUCAGCCCUGGUCUGUCACUUACACUCCUGUUAAUGAGAAACCUAUCACAUUCCGGAUCUACCGUGGUGAACCGGUCGAAUUCGAGGUCACCUAUAAGGACAAAGAUGAGCUGUACGAGGCGGUGAAGCAAAAACUGAUUGAGAUUGGUGCUCCCGAUGGAAAACUCUACGCCAUCUACUAUCCAAUUGACUAUUCGCUGAUUGAAAACGCUGACGAUCUAGUCUAUGCUAUUCAGCCAGAAAAGCCACUGAAGCUUUUCACUACUGCAGCCGAAGGCGAUGUCACGUCGACAGGCAGCAGCUCCGAUUCCUCUCCUGAAGAUGGCGGAUCAACUGGAAGACGUCAUCGGCGACACCGAAGACGUUCCAGCAGACAUCACCGACCCAAGCAUUGUCCCACGUACUACUCAAGUUUCCCAUGUAUGUCCCAGUUUUCUCCCAAUCAGCACUACGGUUGUAGAGGCGGUUUUUGCCACUAUGGGCCUCCUCCUUGCCAUAUGAGCCAAUGGGGCCAUUGCUAUUGCUGA
Haemonchus placei is the source of this 588-nucleotide messenger RNA. Lineage: Eukaryota; Metazoa; Nematoda; Chromadorea; Rhabditida; Trichostrongylidae. The record is from the annotation of a GenBank genome assembly.